This is a messenger RNA of Mizuhopecten yessoensis (Yesso scallop), 1881 nucleotides long. RefSeq lists its product as uncharacterized. The transcript is spliced from 2 exons. The record is from RefSeq and is a predicted model, not a curated record. The coding region runs from base 79 to 1389 and encodes 436 amino acids. NCBI's taxonomy places the organism in Eukaryota, Metazoa, Mollusca, Bivalvia, Pectinida, Pectinidae.
AAUAGUCAUGAUCGAGGUGUAGACGAGUACUACUGUCAUUAAACGUUCACGGGGACACGUCCACGGUUGAAGGCAGCAAUGUGCACGGGUGAAAUUUACUUCGACGUUGGUGUUCCCAAUCAAUGGAAACCUCCGUGCAGAUCCGAUCAGGUGUGGUCAGGCCCCGGAGACAAAAAAGUGAGGGAAUUCUACGACAAACAUGUUGACAUUAAAAAAUCAACGUUUCAUCACAAUCAGGUAGAGGUUAGUCGCCUACUGAAGAGCCUGUACAAGGAGCUAAAAACACUCGAGAAAUCUCACCAGUUUCUGAGGUUCCGACCAUUUGUGAAGCAAGGGGGUUCAAGAGAGCGCCUUAAGGUAGGAGAGGCAAACGAAUUCGAUGCUGUACUCCCUUUUACAUUCCUAGGAACCACAGCCACCGUCAAAGAAUCCCCCAGCAACGGCCUGCCCUCCGGUCAUGGUGAAAUCGAGAUAAAUAAGGUCAAUAGUCGCAUGACCGUUCAGCCGAAAAAUCUCUUUUCAGAAAGAGAUGGUAAACGUUAUGUCAACUCAAGAGUCUUCCAUGACCAAUUCAUAAAGGGACGAAUUGAUGCCGCUCUUCAGAAGUUGAACGCAAGACCCGAGUUCGCAGGCUUUAACAUCAAACGCCAAGCUACCGCCCCAGCCAUUAAACUCGACGCUAAGGUGAAUGGUGAGCAAAUCAGUAUUGACGUCGUACCAGGAUAUGACAUUCGAGAAAAGGGAUCAACCUUGAGGAAAUUCAUGGUUUCCAGAUGGAUUCCAGGCUCCCAAAACGACAACCGAGUGGAGCCUAUCCCCGACCCAAACACGGCGUGGCGUAUAUCUCACUCUCAAUUCGAGAUGCGCAUACUGGAUAGAUGGAUUUCCACAAACCUUACGGCACAACGUCUCGUGAGAGGCGCCAGAAUACUCAAGGCCGUUCGAGAGCAUGACGUCGAAAGGAACUCCAGCUCACAGCUGCAUCAUGUCCUGUCGUCCUAUCAUAUCAAGAACGUUCUUCUCCAUUCCAUUUUGCAUUUGAGAAAGAUUGAUGACGUUGGUUUGCCAAACGUGACCUCAGCGUGCAAACAUCUUGUCCAUAUGAUCGACACCUCCUUGGAACACAGAAACCUUCCACAGUUUUUUUCCAACAACCCAAGCCUGGAAGAGUAUUUUCCUAUUUACAACUUCCACACGGAUUAUCCGAUGGUGAAUUUGUUUCAGGAGCGUUCUAAUGGCGAUCUACAACAGAUUCGAGCAGAUCUUGAAAAGGCGCUUGAUCACUUCAACCUGAAGCCUCUUCUGGACGAUGUUGUGGACAUUCAUGAGGAUAAGCUUGAGCCAUUCUUGAGUAAGGUGAAAGCCGGCGGACCAUCUAUUCAACCGUAAGAUUAAGGUCAAAAGACACAGCUAAUACAAUAAUCCAACACUCAGAUAAAGUUAUUUUGUAAUCAACGGUGGACGUCUUCUGUAACUUGCAAUAUUGUUAUAUUAAUCAUAUCAAAGAAUCGACGUGGAUAUAUUAUACGCGCAAUUGUGUGUUCGUUUCCUCCCCCUAGUGUAAUCAUAUGUGUGUCUUAUGCGCUCAUCUUUGAUUACAGGGUAAUGUGAGACUCACUAUGUGUGUCCAUCACACUACAGAGAAUGAGUGGCAUCUUCAUAGCAAUACCAAUAGAUAACAUUAUAGUAUGUCUUCAUUAGUAGACGAAUCAAUUUCCAAUAAAAAUGAUGAAAGAUUCUGUAGCUUUUACACAUAUUUCUGUAAAUUUUUAAAGUAACAUAUAUUUCUUUAGUGAUUGCCUGUUUGUAUUAACGCUUUAUUAACAUAUAUAAACAUAUAUUCAUGUCUUCUUAUUGAUAUUGAAUAAAAUGUAAAAUUAC